Molecule: messenger RNA, 588 nt
Organism: Arvicola amphibius (Eurasian water vole)
Lineage: Eukaryota; Metazoa; Chordata; Mammalia; Rodentia; Cricetidae
Gene: Nmrk2
Product: nicotinamide riboside kinase 2
Exons: 7
Coding region: 1-588 (195 amino acids)
Cellular component (GO): cytoplasm
Source: RefSeq, a predicted model, not a curated record
AUGAAGGUCAUCGUGGGCAUUGGAGGCAUGACCAACGGCGGGAAGAGCACCUUGACCAGCCGCCUCCACAAGGCGCUACCCAACUGCUGCGUGAUCCACCAGGAUGACUUCUUCAAGCCCCAGGACCAAAUAGCAGUUGGGGAGGACGGCUUCAAACAGUGGGACGUGCUCGAGUCCCUGGACAUGGAGGCCAUGCUCAGCACAGUGCGCGCCUGGGUGAAGGACCCACGCAAGUUCGCACGCGCUCACGGUGUCAGCCUCCAGCCCAGCGCCUCGGACACCCACAUUCUUCUCCUGGAUGGCUUCCUACUGUACAGCUACAAGCCCCUGGUGGACAUGUACAGCCAACGCUACUUCCUGACUGUCCCGUAUGAGGAAUGCAAGCGGAGGAGGAGUAACCGUAGUUACAUGGUCCCGGAUCCCCCUGGCCUCUUUGAUGGUCACGUGUGGCCCAUGUACCAGAAGUAUAAACGGGAGAUGGAGCAGGAUGGAGUGGAAGUGGUCUACUUAGAUGGCAUGAAGUCCCGUGAGGAACUCUUCAGGCAGGUUCUGGAGGAUGUUCAAAACAGGCUGCUGAACCGGUCCUAG